Molecule: messenger RNA, 1536 nt
Organism: Endocarpon pusillum Z07020
Lineage: Eukaryota; Fungi; Ascomycota; Eurotiomycetes; Verrucariales; Verrucariaceae
Exons: 1
Coding region: 1-1536 (511 amino acids)
Molecular function (GO): iron ion binding; heme binding; oxidoreductase activity, acting on paired donors, with incorporation or reduction of molecular oxygen, reduced flavin or flavoprotein as one donor, and incorporation of one atom of oxygen
Source: RefSeq, a predicted model, not a curated record
AUGGUAAAGAUCAUGUUGAAUUCUGUGCUAGGAUACCUCUCUCUCACAAUUUUGCUUGCGCUGCUUGCGACGGUACGGUAUGUCGACAUCUUAUGGCAAAGAAGACGCCUCGCCAGAAGUAAUGGCUGUAAACUGCCUCGAUCACUCCCUCAGGCAGACAGUUUACUCGGCCUUGGUACAAUAAGAGAAAGCUAUCACCAUUACCAAGAAGGCUCAUAUUUAAGCCUUUCCAAAGACCGAUUCGACCAAUUUGGGAACACGUAUCGAUUCGUUCAACUCGGAUCCGCUGUCAUCAACACCAUUGAGCCAGAAAAUGUGAAAGCCAUACUAUCAACCCGCUUUCAGGACUUUUCAGUCGGUCUCAAACGGCAAACCGCAUUUGAGCCUUUGAUCGGGCAUGGUAUCUUUACAGCUGAUGGAUCAGAUUGGAAGCAUUCAAGGAAAAUGCUUCAACCUGCAUUUGCUAAGGAUGAACUGAACAAUCUCAGUACACUCGAGAGAAAUGUGCAAGCUCUGCUAUCACAAGUGACUGAUCAACCAGUCAAUCUCCAGCGAAGCUUUCUCGCUCUGACGAUUGAUUUUGCGACCUAUUUCCUGUUCGGCGAGAGUACAGCCGCGCUUAGAUCGCCCGAGUCGGCAGCCAAUGCGGAAAAUUUUGGAACGGCAUUCGAUCGAGCUCAAAAGACUGUUGCCAAGUUCUUUGCCCUGGGCCCAUUCUCUAUUCUCGCUUGCGACCCUCAAUUCAAGCGUGAUCAGAAGACCGUCAGCUCCUACGUUGACGGCUUCGUCGAGAAAGCGCUUUCAUCGCCACAGAACAAGGGAGAGAAAGGCUGUUUCUUGAACGAGCUUUCCAAACAUACUCAGGAUGUGCCACUUUUGCGGGGCGGUCUGCUUAAUAUACUUUUGGCGGGUCGAGACACGACUGCUUCACUCCUUUCAAACCUUUGGUUCGUACUGGCCCGUCGACCGGACAUUUACGGAAGACUACAAGAAGAGAUUCAAGUGCUGAAUGGAAAAGCCCCAACACGAGACGACCUCAAAAGUUUGUCCUACUUGAAGUCUUGCUUGGACGAAUCAUUAAGAUUGCAUCCUCCUAUUCCCAGAAAUUCGCGGACUGCAAUUCGAGACACAAUCUUGCCGGUUGGAGGAGGCGAGGAUGAAAAAUCUCCCAUCUUCGUAGGUAGGGGCACUGAAGUUGGCUACCAAGUGUUUGCUAUGCAUCGUCGAAAGGAUAUCUGGGGUUCGGAUGCAGACGAGUUUGUUCCAGAGCGUUGGACAAGGAAAGACAGACCCAGACCUCAUUGGGCUUAUCUUCCAUUCAAUGGAGGACCACGUAUUUGUCCCGGCCAACAGCUUGCGUUGACCGAGGCAAGCUACGUCACAGCCAGAUUACUUCAAGAGUUUAAAUCCGUCAAGAGCUCGAAUGAAUCAGGGAGUAGUAUCUGCAGUGAUGGGUGGCGGGAAGAUCUUGGUCUAACCUGUACUACCGCAGAGGGGACGUGGGUGCGUCUUACGAGGAAUGCAUGUGGGACGUAG